AUGGCCUCCUGGAUAUCGGGCCUGGAGCUGAGCAAGGCCGCCCCCCACUGCUCCUCGCUACCUAUUAAUUUACGGAGGGAGGAGGAGCACCCCCACAUGACGUAUCCAGAAAGUGGCACCGAGGGAUACAAUGAAAUAUUUUACGAGGCUACAAAACUAGGCGGUUUCUGCACUGACGAUCUCGCCACAGUGGUCCUAGAUAAGCCGGGUGAUCACUCCAGAAUCCAAGCGGCUGUGCGAAAUUUGGCAAAACUGUUAGGGGCCGUCAGAGAUGGUGACGGACCCUCGCCUGGAAACGAAGUGCCUGGAAGUGAUGGAGCGGAGCACUGUCCAGAUAGCGACGGAUAUGUGUUAAGCUCGUCACCGGGCCCACAAAAUGGCAAACAAUUAUCUGCAUGUGUGCCGGAGCAAUUGGUGUAUGGUUUCAUACAACGCGAUGCGAUGUGCUGGAACAACACAACGACGCAACCAACGAAGAGGAUCAAGUAGCUGGAGCAUCC
Molecule: messenger RNA, 500 nt
Organism: Dermacentor silvarum
Lineage: Eukaryota; Metazoa; Arthropoda; Arachnida; Ixodida; Ixodidae
Exons: 5
Coding region: 1-489 (162 amino acids)
Molecular function (GO): metallopeptidase activity
Source: RefSeq, a predicted model, not a curated record